CAAACCAAAAUCGGUGGACCCACGAGAUUCAACUCAGCUAAACAUCUCCCACAAGAAAAUGCAGACGUCAAUAUUCUUUACAAUGGCUAUAUAAACCCUAGAUCAGCACAAGGUUCCAUCCAACACAAACACAAACACACAAAAAAAAUAACCAUGAAGAAGUUUCACGGAGUCGCCUUGGUUGUUUUUCUAUCAGCUUUUGCGACUACUUGCAAAGCAGAUGAGGAACUUUCUUGCGAAGAGAAGGAGCCAUUCACAUGUGGAAACAUUGACGUUUUAAGCAGUAAAAAUUUCGAUAAAGACUUCAUUUUCGGUGUCGAAGGAAGCAGAGGUCGUGGUCUAAACGUUUGGGAUGGCUUCACUCACCGAUACCCAGAGAAAGGAGGACCAGAUCAUGGGAAUGAAAACACUACUUGUGAGUCAUAUACAAGAUGGGAGAAAGAUGUAGAGGCGAUAAUCGAAAUGAAUGCUACUGGCUACAGAUUCUCCUUUGCGUGGUCAAGAAUCAUUCCAAGAAAAAGGAGAAGGGGAGUGAACAAAGGAGGUCUUGAUUACUAUCACAAACUCAUAGAUGCCCUCAUCGCAAAGAACAUAACGCCUUUCGUUACCCUCUUUCAUUGGGACCUUCCUCAAACACUGCAAGAUGAGUAUGAAGGUUUCUUGAGCCGCGAAGUCAUAGAUGAUUUCAAAGAUUACGCGGAUUUGUGUUUCAAGGAAUUCGGUGGAAAGGUAAAGAACUGGCUCAGUAUCAACCAGCUCUACACAGUGCCUAUGAGAGGCUACGCAAUCGGGACAGAUGCACCCGGUCGAUGUUCUCAAGCGAUUGAUAAGAGAUGUUACAGCGAAAAUUCUUCAACAGAACCCUAUAUAGUUGCACAUAACCAGCUUCUUGCUCAUGCCGCGGUGGUUGAUCUUUAUAGGAAGAAAUAUAAGUUCCAAGGAGGGAAGAUCGGACCUGUGAUAAUAACUAGAUGGUUUCUUCUAUAUGAUGAGACUGAUAAAGCCUGCAUAGAUGCAACUGAGAGGAUAAAAGAAUUCUUCUUAGGAUGGUUUAUGGAGCCGCUAACAAAAGGUAGGUACCCAGACGUCAUGAGGAAAAUUGUGGGAAGUCGUCUUCCCAACUUCACAGAAGCAGAAGCCAAACUCGUAAAGGGUUCAUAUGAUUUUCUUGGUCUCAACUAUUACGUCACUCAGUAUGCACAGCCAGCUGCUAACCCAUAUCCUUCGCGAAAGCACACUGCCAUGAUGGACCCAUGCGUAAAGCUCGCGUCUGAAAAUUCACGUGGUGAAGUUCCUGGUCCACUGGUAAGCGGCAACAGCUAUUACUACCCAAAGGGAAUUUACUACGUAAUGGAUCACUUCAAAACCAGAUACGGAAUUAGUAGCCUCGGUUCCGAAACCCGUGAGGAGGCUGUUGCCGAUUCCAAGCGGAUUGACUAUCUUUGUAGUCAUCCCUGCUUUCUUAGUAAAGUCAUUAAAGAGAAGAAUGUCAACAUAAAAGGAUACUUUGCAUGGGCUCUUGGAGAUAAUUAUGAAUUCUGUAAAGGCUUUAGCGUCAGAUUCGGACUCAGUUACGUUAAUUGGACAGACGUUACUGAUAGAAACUUAAAAGAUUCUGGCAAAUGGUACCAGAAGUUCAUUAACGUUACCACCAAGAACCCUACAAAACAAGAUUUCCUCCGCUCUAGCCUCUCCUCCCAAUACAAGAAGCUCGCAGAUGCAUGAACACUUUAUGCCCAUGAUCAAGCUCAUGUCACAACUCUUUUACUUGCUCCAUAGAUAACAUAAGGAGCUUCGUUUACUGUACUAAAUAGAAUAAUUUCCCCUCAAAAACGGGAUGAUCAAUGAAUAAUACUUUUAGUUACUACUACAUUAUGCCAAGUCAAGGGAUGGGGAAAAAGAAGCAAUGAACCCAAUUUAACAAUAGGAACAUCUCUAUGAACAGGUUUUCAAACCGUAUUUCA
Molecule: messenger RNA, 1964 nt
Organism: Thlaspi arvense
Lineage: Eukaryota; Viridiplantae; Streptophyta; Magnoliopsida; Brassicales; Brassicaceae
Source: the annotation of a GenBank genome assembly